AGUGGUUUUAAAAUGAAAACCAGCAAAGUCUUAUUAUAUACAAGGUAAUCCAGAUACUCUUUAUUUGCCCAUACUUUAAUCUGAUAAACAUUGCUGCAACAGCAGCUUCAAUCACAGUAGUUAUUUCUGGCCUGUGAACAACUUCAUUGUAGGGUGAAGGGAUGGGAAUGUUUACAGUAGCUGUUUUCUAGUGGGAGAAAAAAAUUGUGUGCAAAACUGACAGUUGAUUUCCUGAGAAUUACAGAAUCUCAAAUGAUUACUGGUUCCAGUUGGUGUUUCAGGCACUGAAAAAAGUUAAAGGGUUACAACAUGUAAUUUCUUGACCACUUAUGAAGAUAAGCAUGUGUCAGACCUCAAAGAGCACAUGGGGAUAGUGAACAAAACAUACAUCUAGCCAUCUCAAAAUUAUGCUGUAACUAGUGAUUCAUGAAGAGCCUCCCAUGGAAGGUUGUACCUGUUUUGUUUUGGGUUUUUUUGUUGUUUUGUGCCAGGAAUGUUCUCCUAUCAGGCAAAACACAGAGUAGUCCCCCAGCUACCAGUCCAGUAUUUCAAGACCCAAAAGAGCUACUGAAAGCAAUCCCUGCCUCGAACACCUUUGUUUCUAAUGCACUGAAUGAGGACAAUGCUACCUCUAACCAUGAGGACCUGCUGACUCCAGCUAAUCUGGCUCCACCUGAGGAGGCUGCUGUUUCAAAGAGCACUCCAGAUGACCAAGACGUUUCCUUAACAUCACUGACAGAGAAUCUAAUUGACUUUACAGAAGCCACACCUCGGGUAAAUGUGUUUCAAAACCAGACUUCUUCCUUCAAAUGUACAGUGUCUUCCCAGCCCAUGAUAACACCUAGGUGGAUAGUGCCAACUGGACUGAUUCCCAAUGGGCCUUUGGGAAAUGAUGUUGCCUUAGCUAUGAAGGCAGUGAAAGGCAGCAUGGAGACCCUGUUGUCAUCAGCUGGAUUGCCACCACCCCAGCAGACAUCCGAAGUACUUGCAAGCCCAGUUUCUGAGGAUGCUACAAUAAGAACAAAGUGUUUACUUACCACUGAACUCUAGAAGAAGGAGUUUCUGCACCUUCCCACCUUGUAAAACUCAAAUCUUCUAACACAUCUCCAAGGAAUUCUUCCAGGAGACUUGCUUGGGUUCAGACUCUUGCUGAACGGGAAUCAAACAGCCUGCUGGUUUGCUGGGAUCCAGGAAGAGACUUCUACAUUUAUUGCAAUCUAACUGGAAUUACAGUCAAAAUCGGAAUGUAAAACCACAUGCACGUUUGAUCUUCUCCCUGGGGAGAAAUGAAAUACCACACUGGAGCUAGUUCUGAACAUGAGGAACGGAAUCUAGUUGUGUUCCACUCACGCUAGGUUUAGUCUUACUUACCCUGUGCUGCCUCUCAGGCAUUAAUGGGAAGCAUUCACUGUGAUGUUAGUGGUGUAGCGUGCGAGCACAGUGCAGUGUGUGAGCACAUACUCCUGAUCUCUCUAGAUUAAUAGUGGAAAGAUUAGGAGAACUUGUAGGGCCACCUCGUGGCCAUGCUAUGUACAGUGGCUCACAGUACUGAUGUCUGCUUCGUACAGCCAAGGAUGUUUUCUUUUGUGUGAUUAUACCCUGGUUUUCCUUUGUUUUACCAACACAUACUCUCCUUUUUGGCCUUAAACCCCUUAAUAAUCCUUGUACCUCUUUUUACAGUACCUGGAAAGAAUGGAAAUCUAGUCCAUCCAUGACCAACUAUGCUGACUGGAUUUGAGCUGCAGUUUGCAACCAGGAAAAGGAAAAUUAACCUGCCAAACAACUUAUAGCAUUAGCAGGCUACACCAGAGGUCCCACAUUUUGACACUGAUUAUUUCAUUUCCUGUAUGACUCAAAAUACAUGUAUUUUAGGCUAGAGGUAUGUCUGUUUUAAGUACUGAAGGAGUGAAGGUAUGAGUACAGCUGACUUCAGGAACUGCUUAUUGGUUAGGUUUGUUGUCAUAUAGGACUAGGAAGGAAAACAAUUUUCUUGUUUCUGGUCAUACUAUUUCUGUGUGUUGUUUCCAGAUGUUGUGCUUUGGGAAUGCUUUUAUCGGAUAUGUUAGCAGUGUGAGGGUGCAACUAGAUCAGUUCUUAACACCACCACGAAUGCUGUUCCAAGUGUCAUCUAACAGUUUUAUGUGGGACAAAGAAUAGAAGGAAUGAGGUGAAAACAGGAAAAAAAGAUUAAAAGUUCCUGUAAGCAGUUCACUGCUUUGCAGAACAAAGGUGGAGGCACUUGCUGGUGAAGGCCUUUUGGUGCUCAGGUGAAGUAUAGUAUAAAACAUGUACAGUUUGAAGAGAUCAUUUUAAUCCUGGGCAGCAGUAUCCCCAUGUGGCUAUGCAGAGGUGAGCAUAUGAACCUGAGGGAUACAGCCUGUGAAAAAGGCCAGUGCAGAAUCAGAGGGAGGAGAAGUAUAGAAGCCCAAUGGUAAAACUCCACAUCUGCUAACAGGGGAGCACAGGUGAAACAACUGGGAUCUUUCUUAGGAAGAGGUUUGUACAUAGGGGUGAGGUUAGAGGGUGUUUUCUGCACGCUGCUGUUUAUAAAUAUUUAUAUACAUGUGGUUUUUUAAAACAAUUUUAAAUGUGACAGUUGGUUCUGGAACCUGUAUGCACAGCUUCAUCUCUGCACACUGGUUACAUGCACAUGUCUCAGCGUAGACACAGAUUUGGACCAAACAACUGUGGGCUGUGCAGGUCAGCUGGUGCUCGGCUAGGCUGCUGCUUUCAGACUGGGGCGUUCUUACUGCUGCUCUUGUGCUCUUGUUUGCAAGAUGUUGAAUGAGAGCAUUAAGGAAGAAGCCACAUGGCAUUUAUGUGGCCUACUGCCACUCCUCAAAACCCCUGAGGCCUUAAUAGAGAAACAUAGAUACUGUGGGCGCUCUUGGGAGCGCCAUGCCAGAGUGAUUCUCUGCAAACAAUGAUUUGCAGCCAUUGCUUCAAGAACCAGAAUUCAAGACUAGGGGUAGACUCCUUAGCCCCUUUCCAGCCAGCGCCUAAAGCUCUGUGCGGGUGGGCUGCCCGCUCCCUGCACCGCCAGCCAGAGCAGAGCUGCUGUUCUGGGCCAGGUGGAGGUCCUGCUCACCCACCACUCAGCUCUGUCGGCGUUACGUCCAGUUGAGUAUUGGCUUCUUUUUGUAAUCUUAAGUCUGAGCCUUAUUGCACAUUAAAAUGUACAAAGUUCCCGAUUCAAAUAUCAAAUGUCUUAGUCUGGAUUAAAACCACAAUUGCCAGCAAAGUUCCUGCAGGAAAAGGGAAGCUGUGGCUGCGACAGCCUGCUUCCUGCACAAAGCCAGUACUGUGUGGGGAAACUUGGCACGUGCUGUUGAUCUGUUUGCUCAGCAGCUGAGCUGGCGUUUGCCAGCUACAUGUGUUGGUUUUGUAAAUAGACAGAAUGCAGCAGCGUUUUCUUUAAGGCAUGUUUGAUAUUUGACUCUUCCCAUUGGGUUCAGGAGCUCUGUGAACUGUUUGUUAGCUUGAAUCCCUCCCAAAAGUAGAAUAGCAGAAGCUUACGGUUUUACAAUAUUGCAUGUAGAACACUAUCCUUGGAUUCCCCCUGAGCAACCCCAUACAGCAAAGAACAAGUAAAUAACACGUGUAGUGAGUGUGUCCCCCUAAAAUCUAAAUGAUUCCAAGCAGCCAACUGUUCUGUUUCACCAUGGGUGGGAUGAUGGUGAUUGGAGGGGAAUGUUGUAUUUACACACAUGUGCACACACACAGAAAUUUCAAAGGGUCAGGGUUUUCCUAAAUUUUCAGAGGACUGGUACUUGAAACUUUAUUUAAAAGUUCAGAAUUUUCAGCUGUUAAAUUGGGGACUUGCCAUUUCUAGUAGAUUUGGGGCUGUAAACACAAUUCUUUCCAGACAUAUCUGAUACUUGGAAGAAAUACUCUGUUUAACUCAAUGUAGCUUAUUUAGCUAGUCCAAAUCACAGCUUACAUAGGGAGCCCGGUGAAACCGAGGCACCACAGCUGGGUGAUCUGAACACCCCUGUACUUUGGCAUCACUGUUUUGCUUUAAAACUAUAGUGUUGUGUCCUGACUGGCCAACAGGUAGCAUAGUGUUGUUACUCACCACCUGCACUCUGUCAGACACAAACAAGUGUCGUAGUUCCUACAGUUAGUGCUAAUAGCUGUUAAUGCCUGUCUGCUACUGAGGAAGAGGGAUUUUCUCACCAUUGCUCUGCUAUUGAUUGAUUGGCUGUAAGGCCCAAUCAUCUAAAAUUUAUUUUUUUUAGUAUAUUUAAAGAGGUUUCUAAAUAAACCUUCUGUGUGAAUCUGGUGUUGGGAUGUUGGCAGGACUGCCAGCCUCUUCGCAGGUGGAAGAGUUGACAGGAGUGAAUGAACACGUGUUCUGUUGGAGGCAUUUGGAAAAAGCCAGCUUCCUGACUUAAAAAAAGAAAGUAUCUACUUUUUUCCUAACAAAGUUGUCCCUUUCUGACUUACUAACAUGUCUCAGCCCUCCCCAUUAAUUGGCCUUGUACCCUUUUGCUGUGGGCACAUGCAGUGCUCAUCAGACAGAUGCUUUUUUUAACUUUAUAAUUAAAAUAUAAACUAAAAAUGCAAGUGAUUUGAUCUAAAAGUGAUUUUACUCCAGUCACGCUCCAUAAGUGAUUGGAAUAAAAGGUUUUAUAGAAAUUUUAACAUUUACAAUAACAGAGACACCCUGGUCCCUAUCUUAAACUAUAGAAUCUUGGGGAGGUGCUGAUCUUAGAACUGCAUUUCAAGCUCACCCGUUCAGUCCGACAGGCAGAGACCAGAGCAUCUGCACGUGCUGACUAUGUGGUGAUACAGGUGAUGGUCUGACGAGCUGGUGAAAUGGAUAUUGAAGUGUGGGAGUUCAGGCCCUCUUACACUUGAAUUAAGGGAAUCUUCAGCCGUAAUAGUAAUGGGGUUUAAAAUUAGGUGAGUUGUAUGACAUAAAAUAAAUACCUGGUAAUCGGUCAUGGUUAAUGAAUUAGCUAGAAUGUAUGUGAUUUUAAACUUAAAUUCCAUGUACAUUUUGUCAAAGGCAGCUGUGUAAAAGCUAUUUGUUGGGCAAUUUUUUGGACACAACUUUGACAAGAAAAUUUGCAGCACCAUUGGAGGAGCUCAGGCAAACAGUCCAGUUACAUUUGAGUCUCUUUCCACAAACUAUUUUCAACCCUUGCCUGUUACCCUGUUGUCUGCACCUUGCUCAUUCUUAUUUCUUGAAGCAAACAUACUGUUAAGAUCAGCAUGUCCAUUGCAAACAGCAGUGGAUACAUUUUUCACAUGGUGAACAUACUCUGGUACAACCUAGACCUUCUCCAGAUCGUUAGCAGUUACAUUGCACAGCCAGCUAGCAUUUAAAGCUCUACAGGUGCACAGAGCAUUUGUUAGUCUAGAAAGUUGUAGUGUGUAUAGCUAGCUUUUAGACAUGGUAACAUCACAGCUUUCAAAUGCAGCUGGACAAUCAUGACUUAUACCAAAAAAACCCCCAAAUAACCCAUGCUAAUGGCCUUUCAGCGGUGCAGGUGUAAUCCCCAUGUGUUUGGGCUGUGUCGGCACCAUGGAUGCGAGUCCUGGCCCUUGCUGCCAGGCCCAAGCGGAGGCAGCACUGGUGUGAUUUCAUUCGGGGUGCUCAGGAGGAAGACCCACAGCCUGUGGCAGCCAGGAUCCACUGCUCAGCAUCGCGUGGGGUUGUGUGCACAAGGAGCGGGUACUACCCCUGUGGUGAAGUUGGACGCUGCGCAGCAGGGACCUGUGAGAUUCGCCUACAAAACUGACUCCUCUUUACUGUUCAGCUUGAGCACUCUGCUUCAUAAACACUCACCCCCAUAACUGGACAAACUUAUUUUUAAAGUAUGUAAGAAUAUUUUUUUAGCUAGGUUUUUUUUUUGUUAAAACCACACUAACUACUGUAUUUUUACCUUUUAUAUGUAAAGCUUGGCAAUAGCUCUCAAUGUAUAAUUUAUUUGUUUUUUUUUUUAUAAAACAAAGUGCACCCUCUUGCUUCUGUUUCACAACAGUAGUGAUGUAUGAACUGCUUUAGGCACUGCACUAAGAUCUGUAUUGAAACUGUUCAUGGGAACAAGAAACUGUGAUCUGUAGUCCAUUCUACCAAGUCUUGAAAUGUUUCUACUGUAGUUUUGUCUCAAAUAUACCACAUCAGUGCAAAAGUCUCA
Messenger RNA from Strigops habroptila (Kakapo), 6146 nucleotides. RefSeq names its product band 4.1-like protein 5. The transcript has 6 exons. The coding region runs from base 427 to 1050 and encodes 207 amino acids. NCBI's taxonomy places the organism in Eukaryota, Metazoa, Chordata, Aves, Psittaciformes, Psittacidae. The record is from RefSeq and is a predicted model, not a curated record.